AUGGCAUGCAACAGGUUCCUGGCGUGCGCGCGCAUCAAGAUCUACUGGAUGGCGCCGGAGUGGGGUUCCAGCGCAGCCGACCUGCCGCACGAGACGCAGUUCCUGCUGCUGCAGCUGUCUCCCAACGGACCCUACGCCGUCCUCCUGCCCCUCAUUGACUCUGCCAAAUUCCGCGCCACUCUCAGGCCCCCGCGGAAGGGCAAGGAUAACAGCAAGGACGUGCGGCUGAGGACAGAGAGCGGCGAUGAGAGCGUAGCGGCCAGCCAGUGGGCGAGCGCGCUGCUGGUGGCGGCAGGCACAGAUCCCUAUGAUCUGGUGGACUCGGCCGUGGCAGCUGCCGCGCAGCUGUCGGGCGGGGCCAAGCCGCGCCUGUCCAAGCAGCUGCCGGACUUUGUGGGGUCCUUUGGCUGGUGCACCUGGGACGCUUUCUACAGCCAGGUUUCUGCACAGGGCAUCGACGAAGGGCUGCAGGCCCUGAAGGAGGGCGGCGUGCCUCCCAAGCUACUCAUAGUGGACGACGGCUGGCAGUCCACAGAUCUGGACCCUGCCCUGCGGCCUCCUUCCUCAGAUGCAGAGCUGCUGCAGAGCGAGCAUGAGACGUCGGACCAUGUGAAGCGGCUUAGCAGCGUUGCGGCCAACGGCAAGUUCUCGGCCGUGGAUGCCGGCAUGGAUGCGCCCCUGGCGCGCCCUGAAGCCAUGGCCUCCGUCAUUGCCAACCUGCGGGAGCGGUUCGGGCUGGAGCACAUAUUUUGUUGGCACUCUCUGUACGGCUACUGGGCCGGCAUAGCACCCGACACACCGCACAUGGCCGCGUAUGACGCGCAGCUCGUCUGGCCACAACCCACCCAGGGUGUGUUGGACGUCGACCCCUGCUUUGCAUGGAACUGCCAGGUUGUGGCGGGGGUGGGCGUUGCGCGCGACAUCCGCCACCUGUACCAUGACAUGCACUCCUACCUGGCUGGCGCUGGCGUGGAUGGCGUGAAGGUGGACUGUCAGUCGACGCUGGACAUGAUCGGCAGCAGCCUGGGGGGAGGCCCCGCGCUGGCGGCAGGCUACCAUGCAGCGCUGGAGGACUCUGUCGCCGAGCACUUCCCCGGCAACGCCUGCAUCAACUGCAUGUGCCACUCCACCAGCGACCUCUACAGGAUGACAGACACAGCGCUGGCGAGGUCGUCAGACGACUUCUGGCCGCGCGACCCGGCAUCGCACACCACGCACGUGGCAGUCAACGCGCUGAAUUCGCUGUUCAUGUCGCCCCUGGUGCAGCCGGACUGGGACAUGUUCCACUCGCAGCACCCCGCCGCCCUCAUGCAUGCGCGCGCCCGCGUGGUGAGCGGGGGCCCAGUGUAUGUGAGCGACCGGCCGGGCAAGCACGACUUUGAGCUGCUGAAGCGCGUGGUGCUUCCGGACGGCAGUGUUCUGCUGGCUGCCCAGCCCGGACGCCCCACCGCUGACUGCCUCUUUGCUGACGUCAUGCGCGACAGCCGCACCCUGCUCAAGGCACGAUGCGCUCUCUCACCCUGCUCAUGUUUGUGGAAUGAGCAGGUGUGGACCACAAACAGCAGCGGCAGCGGCGUCAUCGGCAUCUUCAACACCCAGGGUUCCCAUUGGAGCCGCCUGCGGCGCCAGUUUGUGACGCACAACAACGGCGCGCAGACACUCACGACGGAAGUGCGCCCGGCCGACAUUCCGGCCUUUGCAGCGGCGGCCGGCGGCUCAGAAAACGGCCGCUUUGUCAUGUACAGCGACGCGCAGAAGGCUGUGUGGGUGGUCGACGCCGCAGGCAACGCCUCUGUGCAGCUGUCGCGCGGCGAGAGUGACCUCAUCACCGUCGUGCCCCUGACUGAGGUCAAGGGGCUCUGCAUCGCUCCCAUUGGGCUGACGGACAUGCUCAACACCGGCGCGACCGUGCAGCGCUUCAGCUGCAGUGCGGCAGGAAACAACGGAACCAGUGGCGCGAGUGCGACGGCGUCCCUGUGCGGCUGCGGCCGCCUGCUGCUGUACAGCACAGCCGCCCCCGCGGCCUGCACCGUCGACGGCGCACCUGUCGAGUUCGAAUUCGAACCGGAGCAGCGCACUGUGUCGCUGAUGGUGCCUAGGACCGACAGCCUGGAGUGUACGGUCAGCCUUGAAUUUUCACUGGCCGCCUGA
Messenger RNA from Coccomyxa subellipsoidea C-169, 2151 nucleotides. RefSeq names its product raffinose synthase. Lineage: Eukaryota; Viridiplantae; Chlorophyta; Trebouxiophyceae; Coccomyxaceae. Bases 1 to 2151 code for a protein of 716 amino acids. The record is from RefSeq and is a predicted model, not a curated record. The transcript has 13 exons.